Molecule: messenger RNA, 3131 nt
Organism: Pogonomyrmex barbatus (red harvester ant)
Lineage: Eukaryota; Metazoa; Arthropoda; Insecta; Hymenoptera; Formicidae
Product: neuronal growth regulator 1
Biological process (GO): synapse organization
Cellular component (GO): neuron projection membrane
Source: RefSeq, a predicted model, not a curated record
ACGACGACGACGACGACGAUCGCGUGCGCAUUUUGGGGAUGUGUAUCAGAAAAGUGCUCCGAUUGACCGGUUAAAAUGUGGAUCGCACGAUCGCGAUUGCGAAUGAGGAACGAUUGAUGACGUGAUUCACUACGGUAAUGAUUCACCCCUGGGGAUUCUCGACGCAUCCUACUUGGGCGAACGUUUGUUCUCUGACGAUCAACAAUGAUCUACGGAUCGAAGUGACUGAUUGUGGCGCGAUGAUGGAAUGAAAGUGCGCGCGGGGGCGCGUUCAACCCGGGACCAGUUUUUUCGCGACAAGCAGUGGCUAAACAGUGUCGCAUACUCGACGAACAGCGAUCUGUUGUGAGAUACCAGCUACGACGGAUUCCUGGACCGGAAGUGACACCUGCACUGCGUGUGUGUCAUCGUCAUUGCGGUAAACGGCGCGUAAAAGUGCGCGUGGAACGGCUUAUGACACGACGAACGACACGUUCCUCAGAUCUAUGUAAAUUGAAGAGGAUCGCAGUGCGAUUCCCUAGUGAUCUGGAUACGUGUCUGGGGUACACGGUGCAGAAACGCUGUCUUACCCUUCAAGAAAUUCGCCGUGUCCGAAAAGUGCAGUUCCGAAACCCUGUUUCGAGAGCGUUGUAUGUCUGAGAAAAGGAGAGAGAACGACGAGUAUUUUAUGAUCAUCAUGAGGACACUCUGGAUCGUGGUGGUCAUUCUACUCGAAAUACACUUGUACUUCACAGUGAGCCAGGCGAAGCAUCAGCAGAACUCAAGUGCCAAUAAUGCAAUCGCCCCAUUGAAUAACCCGGAGGGUAAAAAUGAAGGUAUUGAAGGACCAAUUGGAGAGGUGCUUGCUCAAAGUGGUGGCACGGCAAUUUUGCCGUGCAAAAUUACUGAUCCUGGAGCUGGAACGGUUACGUGGGUGAGGAGAAGGGACAGACUAUUAUUAACAGUUGGUACCAGUACGCAUUCCAUUGACACAAGAUUUCAAGUCAAUCUCGUUAGAAACGAUUGGCAACUUCGCAUACGCCCUGUGAUGAUGGACGAUGCCGGUAUCUAUGAAUGUCAGGUGACGUCGCAUCCGGUACAGCAAAACUUCGCUCGUCUCAAGAUUACAGAGGCGUACUCGAUAAUACCAGGUGCGCCUGAUCUGCACGUGAAGCAAGGCUCGAGCCUCCGUUUGGAAUGCCAACUUAUGGCAGCCACGGAAAAUCCCUUGUACGUCUUCUGGUAUCGUCAGGGCCGUAUGAUAAAUUAUGACGAGGAGCCCGGUGUUGACGUCAGACUCACCGAGAACGGCUCUAUUCUGACGGUAAACAAAACGAAGCUUACGCAUGACGGUAACUAUACGUGCGCACCUAGCAACGCCAAGUCGGCGUCCAUUAUGGUCCAUGUGAUCGAAGAGGAGGAGAAGCCAGCGGCGAUGCACGGGGGUGACAGAAGGAACCUCAGCCCGGCAAUUUUGGCGAGCAACUUUCUCGUGUCCCUCCUGGCGGCCGUCAGCUGGAGGAUACCGAGUUUCACGAGCCUUUACCCGACGUGAAUUACCGCCGCCCUGGCGGCGUUCUUCAGCCCGUCCGUUCCUCCGUGACCUGACGACGGGCCCAGCGAGAAAACGAGUUCUCGAAGUCGUUGUCCUGCUGCCUGGGAUUGGCACGAGCCUCGCUUAUUUUCGAUCCAAGAAGAAACUCCGAUAGCGGGGUUGAUUGUGCAUGUGAUACCGCAAACUUACGACGAUAUCUCGGCUUUCGUGUGUCCUUGUUGCGUAUACUAGAUAGACUGUGUUCCGGGUUGACAGUUGUGGUACGUGUGCUCGGUGUGCUCGGUGAUGUCCUACAGCUCAAAGAUUGAGAAUCGUCGGUGAGUGCGUUUCUUCCGGUACAGUGCAGAUCUGUGAAUCCUUCACUCUUCAAAGUUUGCGUUUUACUUUCUACCUUCUUGGCCCGUUUUUGCGCAAGUGCCGCGUAAACGUACUUGGCCGGACGACUGUAUUCCACUUUGGAAUUGAGCAAUUUAUUGUAGGAUACGUUUUAUUCUUAAACUCUCGCAUAAUCUUUGCGUUUCGUUGCGCGCGAAGUUACAGUCCACAAGCCCUCCUUUUCAAUCCAACUCUCUUGACAAAGACGAGGAAUGAAAUUUCAAUGUGUAAAUACGAGCGCAAUUUCUCUUGUUGUACUAAGAGAUCUUUUUGUGAUGAAAAAUCGUACAAAAUAAUGAUAUUUAAAAAAAAAAUACUCAAAAGUGUGAAAAAUUAAUCUUUUGGCUAAUUAUAAGUACUUAUCUAUUCUGAAAAUAAUAGCAAAUUAUAUCUCAUUUUAUGAUAUCCAGUCAUGUUAAAUUCCAUGUAAUAUUUCUUUUAUUCUAAUUAUUUUUUUUUAAUAUUCUUUUAUUGUUUAAGCUACAAUUAUAAUUUUUGCUCUCGCGACAAAAUUAUGUAUCGGAUGUAACCGCGUGAAUCGCAAUGAGACCAGAGAAUUAUGGAACUAUGGUACUAAGGUAUGUUGUAAGGUGUAUGAUAUUGAUGAAUGAGUCGCGUAAGCGGAAAGGGAGUUCCGAAUUGUUUGAACAGGAAGUUCGGUUUCUCUCAGAAAAUUCGUUUCCCGAUGGGAACCCUUCCACUCGAUAUGCGGCUCGUUGAUAUCUUUCAGUGUGCGCGAUCGGCGAGUCGUUUUCUUCGUACAUGCAUUCUACAUAUAUAUAUAUCUAUACGCGUAUAUAUUCGUUAUGUACAGACAAAUGUACACGGCGAGAGCUCGAUUUAUCGUUCUUCCAAUUAAUCGUAGCAUUAUUCACAUUUUCGAACUCCAAAGUGAUUUGUAUUGCUUAUCGUUUACCGAAUUCAUUUCAUCGCAUGUUUUCGUUCGAAAUAUUUCCCCCUCGAUAACGUUUGAUCGAGCUUUCACCGUACAUACGAUACGUUAUUGCAUAACGUAGAGGUUGCUGCGAAAAUUCUGUUUGUUAUGACCAGUAUUCGCGGCAUGGCCAUAAUAAUGACAAAUCACGUUCUCCGAUUGAAUCACUGUAGUCCGCCUGUAUGCUAACCAUACAACCUUUUUACGAAGUAAAAUUUGACAAACAAUAAAUCCAUCUGAAACGCAUAAUACGCAGGUAAGCUCAGAUUUGAAUAAAAAAAAAAAAAA